AUGAACGAGUCAUUGUUUGAUACACAUGACAUGAAAGCUGAAGAGAAACACAUUGAAGACGAACUGGUCGCAAGCAUUCUGGACAAGAUUGACAGUAUGGUAGAUGAAAAGACAAAUCCAAAUGUUGACGACUAUAUCUCCAAAUUCUUGGAGAUGUCUGAGGAUGCUCGGGCUGACGAUCAAAAGGAAAAACAAAUGACAUUGAAAGAGGGUCUCAAGACGUUCCCCAAGGCUAUUGCAUGGUCGCUCAUUUUAUCCACUGCUUUGAUUAUGGAAGGGUACGACACGUGUCUAUUGGCUAGCUUCUAUGCUUUUGACGGGUUCAAAAAGCAAUUUGGUGACUAUUACCCUGAGCUUGGUGAGUAUCAGAUUCCAGCAAAGUGGCAAACUGGUUUGUCAAAUAGUUACUAUUGUGGUCAGUUGAUUGGUUUAUGGUUGGCUAGUAUAUUUGCCGAUAGAAUUGGAUACAGAAAGACAUUGAUGCCGGCAUUGGCCAUGUGUGUUGGAUUGAUCUUUAUUCAGUUCUUUGCUCCCACCCGUGAAGUUUUGCUUGUGUCAUAUGUCUUGUUGGGUAUAAAUUGGGGCUCUUAUCAAACAAUCACCGUCACAUACGCUUCAGAGAUUGCCCCAGCUAGUUUGCGAGUGUACUUGACAACUUAUGUGAAUUUAUGUUGGGUGAUUGGUCAAUUGAUUUCUGCUGGGGUUAUUAAAGGCAUCUCAACAAUGACUGACAAGUACUCAUACCGUAUUGCCUACGGUAUCCAAUGGGUCUGGCCGAUUCCCAUCUUGAUUGGUGUUUACCUAGCACCAGAGUCGCCAUACUUCCUUGUGAGAAAGGGCAAAAUACAAGAGGCCAAGCAUUCGUUGUCGAGGCUUUUGACGACAAACUCCUACUUGCCAGACAAAAGCGUGGUUGUGGAAAGCAUGGUUAGCAAGAUACAGUUGAUUGUCAAAGAAGAAGACGCUGUUGGUGAAGGAUCAACAUUUAAGGAUUGCUUCAAGGGACCUAAUUUUCGAAGAACAAGAAUCGCAGCACUUACUUGGUUAUUUCAGAAUAUCACAGGGUCAACAUUGAUGGGUUACUCGACUUACUUUUAUGAACAAGCUGGCUUGGACUCUUCAAACGCAUUCACAUUUUCAAUCAUCCAGUAUUGUUUGGGUGUUAUUGGUACAGUUGCUUCUUGGACACUUUCACAAAAGCUUGGAAGGUUUUCAAUAUACUUUGGUGGUUUGUGCAUUAUGGCUGUGCUUCUUUUGAUCACUGGUGGCUUGGGAUGCUCUUCGUCAUCGGGUGCAAGUUGGGGAGCAGGAUCCAUGUUGCUAGUCUACACCUUGGUCUAUGAUUCUACUGUAGGGCCCAUGUGCUUUUGCAUUGUCCCGGAAAUACCCUCGGCCAAGUUGAGACAAAAGACAGUGAUGUUGUCAAGGAUGGUGUACAACAUUUCUGGAAUUGUUGUCAAUGUUAUCACCAACUACAUGUUGAACCCAUCGUCUUGGGGCUGGGGUGCUAAAAGUGGAUUCCUCUGGGGUGGUUUUGCCAUUUGUGCCGCUACAUGGGCCUGGUUUGAGCUACCGGAAACCAAGGGUAGAACAUUUGCUGAAUUGGACAAGUUAUUUGAGCAAGUUGUACCUGCAAGACAGUUCAAGCAUACAAUCCCCAGAACCUUUGAUGCGGGUGAAAUGAUGGAGAAAUUGGGUGAUCAUGGAAUCAAAAACAUCGUCAACGAAAGGGAACAUCGUGAGUAUGCUGAUGAUGAAUCAAUGUGA
Lodderomyces theae is the source of this 1767-nucleotide messenger RNA. RefSeq names its product MAL1. The record is from RefSeq and is a predicted model, not a curated record. Bases 1 to 1767 code for a protein of 588 amino acids. Gene Ontology annotation, cellular component: membrane. Lineage: Eukaryota; Fungi; Ascomycota; Pichiomycetes; Serinales; Debaryomycetaceae. Gene Ontology annotation, biological process: transmembrane transport; carbohydrate transport. Gene Ontology annotation, molecular function: carbohydrate:proton symporter activity. The transcript has a single exon.